CUUUUUUCUGAAUAAGAAAAUUUUGUGAUCAAAAUGUCCUUUUAAUUAUCUUUAUGUCAGGGUAAAUGUACUAUAGAUAUUGAUUUUUUAACUAACUAAAUGUUUGCUUCUAAAUCCUACUCUUUUGUCCCAACGUAGAUCAGAGAACCUAAAUUACUGAACUAAACUCUUUUUGUAGACUCUCCAAUAAGCAACAUGCAAUAUGUCUAUGCAUUUCCCUAUUUUCACAGAAUUCUGAUACCAUUCAGUAAUUUGCCUUAGUCACUGUGUAGUUUACAUUAGUGUAGUUAUUAUUUCAUAACAAUUAGUUUGUGGUUUCUCUGUCUUAAGAAUGUUGUUUCUCAGGAAUUUCUCUAAAUAAGGGUUGUUGAAAGGGAAUCUUCCUGAAGUUUAGAUAGUAGAUAGAAACUGAUGAACCUUGGGCUUUUGUAGUUCAGAAUGACAGAAGCUUCAGCUGCCCAGGCUCCAAAGGAACUGGAGAGACUUUUGAUAGUGAAGGUAGAGGAGGAAGAUCAUGCCUGGGGACAGGAACUUGACCCUCCUAGAAAUAAAGCCGAUAUCCUAGAGAUCUCUCGAAAGCACUUUAGGCAUUUCUGCUACCAGGAGACAGCCAGUCCAAGGGAAGCUCUUAACCGACUCCAGGAACUUUGUCAUCAGUGGUUGAGGCCUGAGAUACACACAAAGGAGCAGAUCCUGGACCUUCUGGUGUUGGAGCAGUUCCUGACCAUCCUUCCUGAUUCGUUGCAAAACUGGGUUCGUGAUCAUCAUCCAGAGAGUGGAGAAGAAGCUGUGAUGUUGCUGGAGGCUUUAGAGAGAAACCUUCAUGAACCAGGAAGACAGGUCCAAGCCUGUUCACAGGGACAUGAAGUGCUUUUGGAGAAGACAACAUCUGUAGGAGUAUCACAGUAUUUACAGAAUGCCCAAUUCCAGUUAGUGGAGACCCAGACCCUACCUGAAAGAGUUUCAGAUGGGAAGACCAGAUGCAGUUCCAUAAAGUUGUCUCCAAAGCAAGAACUUUUGAGAGAAAUGGAACCAAAUGAAGAGAUAACUUAUAAAUUUAAUGGAAAAAUUCCACAGGCUCCUAAAGAUGGAGAAGCAUGUGAACAUGACGACAAGUUAAAAAAUCAAUGGGGAAAGCCCACAGACAAGGAACAACAUAAGCAUGAUGAAUCAGAAACAAACUUUAUCCAGAACUCAGUUCUUAUUCAAAAUCAAAGGCAUCAAACAGAGGAAAAGGCCUCUGAACAUGUUGAGCAUGAGAGAACCUUAAACCAAAGUACAGCCCUAGUGGAACAUCAGAAGAACAUAGGAGAGCAAUCCUCUAGAUGUGAAGAAUGUGGGAAAACUUUCAGUUCAAAUAAUGGCCUAAUUCGACACAUGAGAAUCCAUACUGGAGUGAGACCCUAUAAAUGUAAUGAGUGUGGAAAAGCCUUUUGUCAGAGAUCAGUCCUUAAUCAACACCAAAGACUUCACAGUGGAGAGAAGCACUAUCAUUGCAAUGAGUGUGGCAGGGCCUUCAGUCAGAAUGCAGGGCUUUUUAAUCAUCUCAAAAAACACACUGGAGAAAAACGCUUUCACUGUAAUCAGUGUAGUAAAAGCUUUACUCGACAGUCAAUCCUUAUUCAGCAUCAGGGAGUUCACACUGGAGAGAAACCGUAUGAGUGUAAUGAGUGUGGGAAAGCCUUUGUUUAUAACUCAUCCCUUUUUUCACAUCUGGAAAUCCACCACAAAGAAAAACGUUUUAAAUGUAAUGAAUGUGGGAAAGCUUUCUGCAGGAGAACAGGCCUUAAUGAACACCAGAAAAUCCAUUAUGUGGAGAAAUCCUAUGAAAAUGAUGAAUAUGGGAAAUCCUUCAAUCAGAAUGGAAGCCUUACUGAACAUCAGAAUAAUCACACAAGAGAGAAACAUGUUGAACAUGAAGAAGGUGAGAGCUCCUUUAGUCAGAGCACAGGACUCACUGAACAUCAAAACCAUUCAGCAGAGAAACACAAUGACCAUGAGGUAAAUGAGAAAGGCCUCAGUCCAAGUACAGGCUUUGUUCAACAAAAAGUAGAGAAACAUUCUGAGAAGACUGAGGAUAAGAGAACCUUUAGUCAGAAUACAUGCCUUAUAGAACAUCAGACUAUCCAGACUGGUAAGGAACAGUUUAAAGAAGAUAAGAGUAUAAUAAGAAGCUUUGAUCACAGCACACACAUUGUUGAACAUCAGAGAUCCUACAUCACAGACCAUCUAUACAAAUGUGAAGAAUGUGGAAAAACUUUCAGUGCAAAAGCUGGCCUUAUUCGACAUAAGAAAAUUCAUACUGGGGAAAGACCCUAUAAAUGUGAGGAGUGUGGGAAAGCUUUUUGCCAAUUGUCAGCCCUUAAUCAGCAUCAGUCUGUCCACACCGGAGAGAAACGGUAUAGAUGUAAUGAGUGUGGCAAAGCCUUCAGUCAAAACACAGGUCUUUUUUAUCAUCUCAGAGUCCAUACUGGGGAAAAACCCUUUCAGUGUAAUUUAUGUAGUAAAAAGUUUAGUCGGCGCUCAAUACUUAUUAAACAUCAGAAAAUUCACCGGGACAGGGUUUUAGUGGCAUGAGAAAUAGAAAAUUUGCCAACCUGCCUUUGCCUUCUUGACAUGUUAUUCAGCAAUAGGAAAUUAAUGUGAUGACCAAGAAAACCAGGUAGCAUUUCUAAUGGAGUAAAUUGGCCUCCUUACUCCUUUCAUGCCUAAACAUGCUUUGGAAAAAAAGGUGCUUGAAUUUACUUCAAUGCAUCUAAUAAUGUUCCCUAGAUUUAGUGAUUGGGAGAUUUAUUUAUCCCAUAUACCACACCCAGUAUUGAAAUUGCACCAUAACUGCUUAUGCUAGAGUUGUAUCUGGUAUCUAAUUCCAAUUCUGUCAAACCACUUUUUUUCCUUGUGAUUUUAAAGGUUGGUUGCUUUGCAUUAAGCAUGAUUAAAUUGUGUCUUAGAGCCAAAAUUUUUCCAUGUAAAUCUUUUUUUAAAAUUUUCUUUCUUCUUCUUUUUUAUUUUUUAGUGAGGCAAUUGGGGUUAAGUGACUUGCCCAGGGUCACACAGCUAGUAAGUGUUAAGUGUCUGA
Molecule: messenger RNA, 3079 nt
Organism: Dromiciops gliroides (monito del monte)
Lineage: Eukaryota; Metazoa; Chordata; Mammalia; Microbiotheria; Microbiotheriidae
Product: zinc finger and SCAN domain-containing protein 23-like
Exons: 3
Coding region: 439-2577 (712 amino acids)
Biological process (GO): regulation of transcription by RNA polymerase II
Molecular function (GO): DNA-binding transcription factor activity, RNA polymerase II-specific; RNA polymerase II cis-regulatory region sequence-specific DNA binding
Source: RefSeq, a predicted model, not a curated record